Porites lobata is the source of this 4199-nucleotide messenger RNA. The record is from the annotation of a GenBank genome assembly. NCBI's taxonomy places the organism in Eukaryota, Metazoa, Cnidaria, Anthozoa, Scleractinia, Poritidae.
AUGGAGGAAACAAUAGAUGAAUCAUCAAUCAGGAAGUUUAUUCAUAGGAUUUUCAGGAAAAGCAAUAACAUCGGGUAGGAUUUCCCCUCACCCAUUAAUGUUUGUGUUGUCAAAAGCAUGCUUCUGACUGCAUACAUAGGUAGCUUGUUGUUAUCUCCAUUUAAAAAAAACGAUAUAAGCUUACACGGAACGCGUUGCUUGAUUUCUGCUCAAGUGUUAUCUACUUAUCUAUUCCAGUAUUGAGGUAGAAGAAGUGAGAGUGGAGUGGAAGUUCAUUAAGAUUUUUUCUUCACAUGCAAUAUUUUCAAUAACAUUUCCCUGCAAAGGACCCUAAAUACAGGCUGGUUUAAUUCAUAGCUGAAAGUGCAUACCGUGGAGUAAUAUCAUAUUUUCUAUUACAGAUAGUAAGACCUGACCAAAUAUCACACUUGAGUUGAGUACCCCUCCCCCACCUAACAAACCCACCUCAGCCCUAAGGGACCUGACCUUUUUUCUGGCAGCUAUGACGUUUCUCGAGACAAAAUUAAGGGAAACAUUAGAACUUGAGAAAACAAAUUAACUGGUUUCCCAAGGGACUAGAAAGGAAAACCCACUUCAAUGAUCUUUAAUGCAAAAAAUCACCUUCCUUUAAAGAUGCAAGAUGGUUUGAGGGGUGCAUAUCAUUAAGGUUUACUAAUUUCCACUUUUCUUUGUAGGACACUGACAGUAAAAUCAGUUCGAGAACAAUUUUUAAAGUACACAGGAAAAGAAAAACUUGAUGCAGAGCAAAAAGAGCUCUUCAAGAAGAAUGUGCAUGACAUUUAUACUGAGUAUGCCAACAAACAGGAAGGGAAAACUAAAGAGGAAGGUAAGAGUUUUAUCUUCUUUUGUAAGAAAGAUCAGCCUGUCUGGGUCUAGAGUGCUAAACUAGAGACAAAGCACUAAAGCCAAGUGUGAUGUGCAAAAAUUAAAAAGAGAAGUUCCUCAACUUCAUGUAAUAAAAGGACUUUAAGAAAGUCUAGUCUACAGAUCCAAAGUUUGGUGUGUUAAACACCUAGGGAACAAUCCCUUCACUCCUAAGCACACUGUCUUACAAAAGUACUGGCCUCAGUUGUUCAAAAAGCAGAUUGCGUUAUCCACUAGAUGGAAGGAAAACUAAUAAAUUGCUUAUAUAGUGGGUAGAGGUUUAUCUAGUGGAUGGAGCUAUCCACUUUUGAACAACCAGGGCCCAUUGCAUUACAAAAUGCAAAAAACUUUGCGCUGUUUGUUCUAGGAUCAGAUGGGGAAGACUCCACUGAGACAUCAACUGUAGAUGAUGAAGAUGACACAGCAUCCUCAACAUCUACCAGCCCAGCCAAGAAGAAAAGGAGGACAGAAGUCAGUAAUAAAUCAACUUGCAAUUAUUCAAAUAAGGAGGAAAUUAAUAACAAUGAUCAUUGGGAUACUAGUACAUCUAGAGAGAAGAAAAAUCUCAAAAAGAGGCAAACCAAUAAACAAACAUCAGAAGAUGAGGACAGAGAGAAAGCCAAUGAAGCUAAGAACAAAGAAUCCUUCCAAAUAAAGUCUGUUGUUGUCAACAGUGAUGAGGAAAAAUCAAGCAAGAAGAAAGUGAUGAAUGACAAUAGUGCACAGUUUAAUGGCAGAAAGAGAAAGUCUGUAGAAUCUAGUGAUGAAGAAGAUGAGGAGAACAAGGAACAGGAGAUUGAAGAGGAAACUGUGUUUAUGUCAAACAAAGAAGUAACACACAGAAUUGAUGAUGAGGAUGAUUAUGCAAAUUCCAGCAGCAGUGAAUCAGUUGAGGAGGAUCAGAAACAGCAGACUGGAAGAAAAAAAUCAAGAAGGGUUAGCCAGAGCCUAGAUGAAGAUAUUGAUAGAUCCAAAAAGAAAAAACUGAAAAAGAAAUCAAAGGUGACUCAUUGACACGGCAUAUAAAAACAAGGGUUUUUGUUAUAUUCACUGUAUAUUUUAGUAAUCUAUUUCUCCUUCAAAAAGUUGUUGAAGAUUAUUAUCCUUUUUUUCCUUAACAAAACAGACUAGUCCUGGUUCUGGACAAAGAAAGAAGAAGUCCUCACCGCCUUCUGAAGACAGUGCAAAGCUGCGUAACCUGAAGAGAUACGCUAGAACUUGUGGAAUGCAUUUUAAAUAUGUUGAUAUUUUUGCUGAUUGCAAAUCCAUGUCCCAGAAGGAGAGAAAGUUAGACAAAUUGAUACGAGACAGAACUGGGUUUGAAGGUAAUGCAUUCCGAAGAUCGUGUUAUGGUACCAUAAAUCCUCUAUUAAGCCCCUUUUCAAAUAAGGUCCCCCCUUUUCAGGGGAAGAAAGUUAAUAAGCCCCCUUCUCUUUUAAGCACCCCUCUCCCCCCAUUAUUAUUCUUCACUAAUAAAUUUUAGACUAUAUUAAUCAAUCAUGACUUUAAAACUUCGUGUGAACUGAUCUGGGAUGGUUUAUUCACCAGCUGGAACUUCGGAUUCGUUUCUGAUCCUCUGUUGCAUGGCUUCUAACUUCUUGUACUUGAGCUUUUUUUACUUUGUAUUAUGGCUCUUUAUGGAGAACUGAUACCAUCAUCUUUGCUAAAUAAAAUACGCCUCCCUCUCAAUUAAGCCCCCCCAUCUCUAUUAAGCCCCCCCCCCCCUCCUCAAAUGUGUUUGUAAUACAGUCAAACCUCCACUAACAGCUACGUUUCUACAACAGCCACUUUUUUUUGUCGUGGCAGACUGUCCAUACAUUGACUCUUUUUUAAACCUCUCUCCACAAUAAUGGCCUCUAAAGCGUGUUCCCAACUGCCAAAAUAACCUUGACAAUUCCAGUUUUGUCAUUGACUGUUGAAAAAGUCAGGAAUGGUCACGAAAUUUUAUCCGUAAGGCAUGUUGAUGAUUAAUUGCAGCAACGUAUUUUGAUUGUGCUCCAUUUAUACUGCUGCAGUAAGCAUAAAUUGUCUACGAUACUUGUUCAUUUUGUGAUGUUAACAUUUUGAUUCAAAACCCUAUUCAAGUUUUUUUUGUGUGCAUUUUAUCUCUCUGUAUAUUAUUUAUGAUUGGAUUAACAUUAUGGGAUUCAGUAAGCAAGAAAGUAGCACAAUAAACAUGUUGUACCCCCUAAGAAGAAUUUGUCAGAUGACACCCCUACUCCCCCACAAUGGCCACCACUCUACAAUGGCCACUUUCUUCUGCCCCCAAGGUGGCCAUUGUAGAGAGCUUGGACUGAAAUUAAGCCUCCCCCCAUGGGGUAUAAUAGAGGGUUUACGAUAUUUUAUCCCAUGCAAAUUUUUCACUUUAGCAACAAUUCUCUAAAGAUGUCUUAAACUGCACGAACAUCUUUUGAGUCAUGUUAAUAGAUAUUUUCUUGUGUGUUUAGGAAGGAUAACACUUCAAAUGUGUGUGAAGUACAAGAAAAAGAAAGAGGAAGAGGAUGAAGUAGCUGAGCUGGACUGUAGAAACAUUAUCACAACUGGUCAGUAUUUGCCACUGGUUUAUAUAUUUGAUGAAGUAAUCUUUUAAUAGGUUAGGUCAUGGCAUUUUUGGAAUGACUUUGCUUAUUUUGUGAACAAGCAUUUUAAGAAUUAAGUAUCAGUGGAAAAAAACGCCUUUCAGCGGAAAAGUCAUUGCCACUUAAUUAUGGUUACUAAGCUUAUAUAUUAUAAGUGACAUACUUUAUACAAAUUGAGAAAACUUGACAGGCUGUUUUUGAAUUUUAUCUUUAUUAUAUCCGUUUUAAUCUUCAGUUUCACCUCCUUUUUGUGAAUUUCUCUUGUGUUCCUCUGAAGUUUGAGGUAGCUGAUAAUUCUGUGUUUGUUUCUCCAAAGUAGCAUGAUUAUGGCGGCUCAUAAGCUGACUGGCUGUAUUCCUAAAAUUUGUUACCAGAGAAGGAUUUCAAUUGCUAGUUUUUAAUGUAUAUAGCUUUAACUGAUAAGUUCUAAUUCAUCCUGUUGUUGCAUCUUCACUUACAGAUAGCAACGGUCGCCGUCCAACAAGAAGCGCACGUACAGGUUCAGUGAACCAGCCAUCCGCCAGCGCUACCAACAUUAACACAGAAGCCGGCCCAAGUGUAUUCAGUCGUCUUAAGGGAAUAGUGGAUAGUGAUGAAAGUGAAAGUGAUUCCGCAAAUGAAAAGAAAUCAGAAAAACAAACACAACAUGAUUUUGAUGUCAGGGAGGAGGACAUUAAUGAAAAUAAAAAGAAAAGGCGAAGGGUAAACAGCAAUUCAGACGAAGAUGAUGACUAG